Messenger RNA from Talaromyces stipitatus ATCC 10500, 1030 nucleotides. RefSeq names its product U2 auxiliary factor small subunit, putative. The record is from RefSeq and is a predicted model, not a curated record. Gene Ontology annotation, cellular component: U2AF complex; spliceosomal complex. The transcript has 2 exons. Lineage: Eukaryota; Fungi; Ascomycota; Eurotiomycetes; Eurotiales; Trichocomaceae. The coding region runs from base 133 to 762 and encodes 209 amino acids. Gene Ontology annotation, molecular function: metal ion binding; pre-mRNA 3'-splice site binding. Gene Ontology annotation, biological process: mRNA splicing, via spliceosome.
AGUGAGAUUAUCAUGAAUUACCUGACAACAUAACCUCUACUUGGGAAGCGCUACACGAUAUAAUCACGCUUAAAUUCUCAUUUCGAGCGAAGAAUAUUCUUGAUUGACACACGAUACUUCAAUUCACACAACAUGGCCAACUAUCUUGCCUCGAUUUUCGGUACCGAGCAAGACAAAGUCAACUGCUCCUUCUACUACAAAAUCGGAGCUUGUCGCCACGGCGAUCGCUGCUCGCGAAAACAUGUCAAGCCUUCAUACUCGCAGACCAUCUUAUUGCCCAAUCUCUACCAGAACCCUGCAUACGACCCGAAGAAUAAGAUGAAUCCAAGCCAGAUCCAGAACCACUUUGACGCUUUCUACGAGGACAUCUGGUGCGAGAUGUGCAAAUAUGGUGAGAUUGAGGAGAUUGUUGUCUGCGAUAAUAACAAUGACCAUUUGAUUGGCAACGUCUACGCCCGUUUCAAAUACGAAGACUCUGCUCAAGCAGCAUGCGACGCCCUCAACUCCAGAUGGUAUGCCGCGCGACCCGUGUACUGCGAAUUAUCACCCGUUACCGAUUUCCGAGAAGCUUGUUGUCGGUUAAACAGCGGCGAAGGAUGUGUUCGAGGUGGUUUCUGCAAUUUCAUUCAUCGCAAAGAACCGACACCAGAACUGCAACGAGAACUGGACCUCGCCACGAAGAAAUGGUUGAAGGAACGGGGCCGGGACGAGCGUAGCGUGAGCAGGAGUCCUAGUCCCGAGCCAACUCGUCGGAGGUAUUGAUGGUGAUGCGUGUUGAGGUGACAAUGUUCUUCGGAUGCAGAACACGCAAUGUGUACCUUUUCUACUCGUCUUACAAAGCAGGGUUGGAUUCUCAAUAAAAUUCGCUAUAGAUGCGAAGCGUGGCGUUCAAGGGUUUGAUACGGUCGGGCUUUUCUGAUGCUUGUUGUAAGCCAUUUCAAUCUGGCACCAGUUAUUAUUAUCACAUUUUUGUACAUUACUAGUGCGCGAUAGCUAAUGUCCAGUUGCCCCAGGCAGUCAACCAUUAGUC